This is a messenger RNA of Cuculus canorus (common cuckoo), 2538 nucleotides long. RefSeq names its product zinc finger RANBP2-type containing 2 (gene ZRANB2). Gene Ontology annotation, molecular function: RNA binding; lipopolysaccharide binding. Bases 77 to 1081 code for a protein of 334 amino acids. The transcript has 10 exons. NCBI's taxonomy places the organism in Eukaryota, Metazoa, Chordata, Aves, Cuculiformes, Cuculidae. Gene Ontology annotation, biological process: RNA processing. The record is from RefSeq and is a predicted model, not a curated record.
GCCCUCUCACCGCAGGGCCCCGGGCCUCUUCCGCGGCGGCGGCGCUGGCGCUGGGUUGGGCUCGGCGCGGCUCGAGAUGUCGACGAAGAAUUUUCGCGUGAGCGACGGAGACUGGAUCUGCCCCGACAAGAAGUGUGGGAAUGUUAACUUCGCUAGAAGAACCAGCUGCAACAGAUGUGGAAGGGAAAAAACAACAGAAGCCAAAAUGAUGAAAGCUGGUGGGACCGAAAUAGGGAAGACGCUUGCGGAGAAGAGUCGUGGCCUCUUCAGUGCUAACGACUGGCAGUGUAAAACAUGUGGUAAUGUGAACUGGGCCAGAAGAUCAGAAUGCAAUAUGUGUAAUACUCCAAAGUAUGCUAAAUUGGAGGAGAGGACAGGAUACGGAGGAGGAUUUAAUGAACGAGAGAACGUUGAAUAUAUAGAGCGCGAAGAGUCAGAUGGGGAGUAUGAUGAGUUUGGACGCAAAAAGAAAAAGUAUAGAGGGAAGCCGGUUGGUCCUGCAUCUAUCUUGAAGGAAGUAGAAGAUAAGGAGUCUGAAGGGGAGGAUGAGGAGGAUGAGGAUGAAGAUCUUUCCAAAUAUAAAUUGGAUGAGGAUGAGGAUGAAGAUGAUGCUGACCUUUCAAAAUAUAAUCUUGAUGCCAGUGAAGAAGAGGACACUAAUAAGAAAAAGAAAUCCAAUAGGCGCAGUCGUUCUAAGUCUCGAUCUUCCCACUCACGAUCUUCAUCACGCUCAUCCUCUCAUUCAAGCUCAAGGUCUAGGUCCAGGUCCCAUUCAAGAAGUUCUUCCAGCUCCAGAUCAAGAUCUCGUUCCAGUUCCAGAGAACACUCUAGAUCUCGUGGGUCGAAAUCAAGAUCCAGCUCCAGGUCCUACAGGGGGUCUUCCACCCCAAGAAAAAGAUCUUACUCAAGCUCUCGUUCAUCAUCCUCCCCUGAGAGAAGCAAGAAGCGAAGUCGUUCUAGAUCAUCUUCAUCUGGUGAUCGCAAAAAAAGACGAUCGAGAUCACGGUCACCCGAAAGACGCCGCAGAUCAUCAUCUGGAUCUUCCCAUUCUGGUUCCCGUACAAGUUCUAAAAAGAAAUAAUGUAUCAAAGCUCACAUUUGGGAAAAAAAAAAAAAAAGGCAAAACCAAACAAACAAAACACAAAUUCCAGUCAGUGCAUGAGACAUUUUUAAGAAGUUGGUGUCUUACGUGGUCAGAAGUGCUGAAUCUGCUAGUAGAGGUGCAUGUCUGUCCUUGCUUUCUGGAAAACUGCAGCUUUGUUCAUUCAGGAAACAAAAAGUGAGGUAGCAUUUUAAGCCAUAAACUCCCCAGAGGAGGUCUGAAGUUUUAUUAUUUGAGUAAGGGGGUUUUUUAUUAUUUUUAAAGACUCGGUUACUCGAUUCCUGUCUCUUGUACACAUUAGCAGGCAGAGGUUGGAUAUGUUCUAGUACAACUCUGCUCUUCACUUGACUAUUAGAAGUAUCUGAGUUAAUGUAGGAAGGGAAGACUUUCUGCAUCCACCUCCUGAGCUUGUACGGUAUAGCUUGUGUUGGGACCAUGAAAGAUGAGUGUAGUUGUAGAGCUGGUGUUACCCACCGGAUGACAGUAGUGAGUACUUUGAUUAUUUCUGAUUUUUUCUGUGUUUAAGUAAAAGUACAGAUGGAUGCCCCUCUCGUUCUCUUUAGCUGUGCUUUAGCAAAUUAGCUUUAUCAGAUUAACUAUUAAAUAACCAGUCCAUUAUACCGUACUGUAGAGUGAAUUAGACUUCAUUCCUUCGAAGCGGGGAUGUUUGGAAUGUUGGGCACUGUCCCCUCUUACUCCAGUCUCAUAGGUGCCCAUCCCUGGCACUACACUUUCUUUGCUGCAGCCAGCAAAGUGCCCUUUCUGCAACGGGUGCUGACUGCAGUGUUUUCACAUGCACAGACCCUGGACUCUGUCAUCUUUCCUUGUGAAAGGAUCAUUUAAGAACUACUUUUGAGAUGAGGAAUGUGGAACUAGCUUCUUGGCAUCAAGUGAAGCUUCUGUAGGCCGUCCAUAACAUUCAUUUGGGACUGACUAAAAUUUUCAAGGUAUCAGAAUUUUAUUUAUACUAAAUAUGAAAAUUAAUAAACUGUAGAAAGUUCUGAUAUAUUAAAUGUGUUCUUCAUCAGUUGUUCUUUUUCCCGGAAAUGUAAUUUAUGGCUUAAAAUGCUUUAUUGAAUCUUAUUUUACUAGCAAUAUCACAUUAAAACUCGAUCUCUCUUGAGCUCCGUUUGGUUAAGAAAGGUUUAAGUAUCUUCAGUGCCAUCAUAAGGUAAGUAUGUGAAGGAAAAUUUUUUUGUGAGCAAGAAGGCAGCAAUAUAUAUGUAUUUAUUUCAGUAGUAGAAUUUCCAAACCUAUAUUUGACCACUGCUUUUUUUAAAUGAACAAACGGAGCAAAAUUCUACUUUCUUUUUUUUUUAUCUUUAGGCAUUUCUUUGGGACUGUUAUAGAAGCAAAACAUUUUCAGUGUAGAAAUAUUUUGAUAAUCUUUUGCAGGAGAAAAUGCUCUGCAGUUUCUUCUUUAAUGCUUUCUUUUA